AUGGAUUGCAAGAAUACCAACUCGACCAAAAGAGAAGUUGACGAAGCUGAGUGCAGCCAGCAACCAGUAGAAAAGGUCCAACCUGUCCCUGUUGAGGUCAUUUCCCCCCAGCCAACCAUGUCCUCCUCACCCGAGCAAACUCUGUUCACCAAAGAAACCAAAAGGGAGCUCAGCCCCACUGCAGUGAACAUUUCUGAAAGGCCGAAAAUUAGAUACUGCGGGGAUAUCCACAAAAUGGACAGUUUCGAGGGUGAAUUCCUACGCUUGUGCUCGAUUAAUGCUGCUGUGGCCAUUGAGAAAGCCAUUCCGAUGAGUUUUUGGAGGGAGCAUAUCGAACACCAAGUUAAUGAUACUACGAGAGCAAUCUUAUUGUGUAAAGGAGGUCGAUACAUUGUUCCAAUAAACCAAGCGCAUGGGAAGGCGUUGAUGGAACACGGUGAUGCGCGUGAAUUUAUGGAUCACAGUGGAAUCGUGGAAGGCAUCACAUGCGUAUUCAUCUUAAUUGGGUAUGAGUGUGUUGUUUUCAAGGUACGGUUACUGGAUGGUUGACAAUGUAAUCGUGCAAGAGUGUUUGGCGUACAAACACCGGUUUUCGUUAUCUUUCAUGUUUGGACUAAUUUUAUGUGUUGGAAUUCGUAAUUGGACC
Molecule: messenger RNA, 646 nt
Organism: Striga asiatica
Lineage: Eukaryota; Viridiplantae; Streptophyta; Magnoliopsida; Lamiales; Orobanchaceae
Source: the annotation of a GenBank genome assembly